Trichosurus vulpecula (common brushtail) is the source of this 8636-nucleotide messenger RNA. RefSeq names its product zinc finger protein 239-like. Bases 1440 to 2573 code for a protein of 377 amino acids. The transcript is spliced from 3 exons. Gene Ontology annotation, molecular function: RNA polymerase II cis-regulatory region sequence-specific DNA binding; DNA-binding transcription activator activity, RNA polymerase II-specific. Gene Ontology annotation, biological process: regulation of transcription by RNA polymerase II. Lineage: Eukaryota; Metazoa; Chordata; Mammalia; Diprotodontia; Phalangeridae. The record is from RefSeq and is a predicted model, not a curated record. Gene Ontology annotation, cellular component: nucleus.
UAUCUGAUUUUGGUCAGUGAGAAAAUCCCCACUCCCAAAGAGCUCGUGGUAGUAGACCUGGGCCCUGGCAGGGUUGCCGGGGUUGUACUGUAUGGCCAUGUUCCGACACUCUUCGGAAAAGAGUGAUGUCCAUACCACCAUCUCCCCUGGACUGAGGACUGCUCGCAUGACCAAUUUCCAAUCAUUGUUGGUGAGUACAUAUGAGGCCAGAUCCUUCAUUCUAAUUUUUAUGUAUGGGGACUUUAUCCUGUAUUCUGUAACAGCCUUUUUCAAUUCCUUAAUCAAGUUUGGAGGGACAGGGGUAUGCCUCCUGACAAUGGGAUCCCUAAUCCUCUGUCCAGGGUUGUAAGGAUCAUCCCUCUCUUACCCUGGGUCCUCAAUGACUGGAUAAGCCCCUUGUCCCGUAAAUUCAAGGUCUUGGCCUUCCUCCCUCAAUUUUGUAAUCAUUAAUUGUAAAGGAGAUUGUAAUUCCUGUUGGUGGUCACUGGGUGACCUUUGCUUACUCUCCCCUGGGGAUUUGACUAGUUCCCUUUUUCUUACAGUCAGCAGGGAGAGUUCCUCUUUUCUGUUUUUAGCCCUUAGUUCCUCUUUUUUCAUGCAGUCUUCUUUAAAUGUAACCACUUUGGAUUGCUUCAUGUUAAACUGCCCUAAUUUUUUCCUUAACUUGCUCAAUUGUUCUUCCAGUCUCCUGGUCCAGUCAGCCAAGCUGGGCUCUGGCUCUUGGGCUUGGGCGAGUUCACUUAAAUCAGGAUAGAGACGUGUUGGAGAGGUUGCCCUGGAGCCCCCUGGAGAACUUUGAGGGGAAGGUGAGGGGGUGGUUUGAGUGGACAGGGAGAACUGCCAUACCGUCUUUUCGCUCAUCCCCUCAUCCUCCUCCAUGGCAGCCUUUAUGACAUCAUACAGGAAGAAAGUACCAGGCUCAAGAUCUCCGGGUUUCUCCAAGUCAUAAGAUGCCCAGGGCUCUGAGCGCUGUGGCGCCACCUAGUCGUCCAUGAAAUGAAAGCCAUCAGAUGAAAUGACUGUACCCAAGAAGUUUAUUGGGAUUGGCAGAAGAGACUCAGUCACUCCUGCUGGGGGGAGGAUGAAAUACCUGGGCAUUUGAGUGGCUAGCCACCUUAGAGGAGAGAGAAGUUCAGCCAAGCCCCUGAGGGCGAUUCACUUGAAGGUAGAGAAAGAAAGACUCCAGCUCCCCUGCUCUGCCCCUUCCCACCCCCCAGGCCGAGGUUAAUUAACCGUGUUGACUUGGAACAAAUAGAAGAGUUUGGACUUGCCCUGGACAUCGCAGAAGUGUCCUUGGAGUAGCUGAGAGCAGUGCCUACAUUGGGCGCUAAUGAGAUUCUGAAACUGGGCCAGAAACGAAGGAGUCUGCUCCCAAGCUGGACAUUACCGUGGAAGACUCAUCCUGGGAAAGAUUCCCAGGGGGUGGGCCUUGUGUUUCCAUGCUAGGAAAGGGAAGGGGUGCUGGAGUAGAGAUGGAGCAGAUCAGUGAAAAACUUUCCAGACAGGUGAGAGCCCCCCAGAGGAAACCUCCUAGUGAAGUGCCAGAUGAGGAAUGUAAGAGGUGUGGUGACAACUUCAAUCCUGAGCCUGGCCUGUUUCCCCAACAGCACGUCUCUGUGGUCGAGACUCUCUAUAAAUGUGAUAUACACAGAAGUUGUCUCAGUCUGUGUUCAGACCUAAGCAAAGGUGGUGGAAUCUGCCCCAAGAAGAUACUUUCCAAGCAGAAAGAAUGUGGAAAUUCCAUCAGUUGCAAUUCAGAUCUUUCUGAGUAUCAGCAAAGGCAUUCUGAAGAGAAACCUUGUGGAUGUAAUGAACUCGGGAAGGCCUUCCACCAGACCGUUCACACUGGAGAGAAAUUCCCAAGUCGGAGGACUCGUACCGAAGAGAGGCCAUAUGAAUGUCCUGAGUGUGGGAGGGCCUUCAACCACGUCUCCUCUCUCAACUCCCAUCAGAGGACACACACUGGAGAGAGACCGUAUGAGUGUAAUGAGUGUGGGAAGGCCUUCUGCCGGAGCACACACCUCAUCGAGCACCAGACAAUUCACACUGGGGAGAAACCUUAUGAGUGCAGCGAGUGUGGGAGGGCCUUCCGCCAGAGCGCACAGCUGACGCGACACCAGAGGAUUCACACUGGAGAGAAGCCUUAUAAGUGUCAUGAAUGUGGCAAGGCCUUCAACCACAGCUCUUCCCUUACUUCCCAUCACAGAAUUCACACUGGAGAAAGGCCAUAUGAAUGUAAUGAAUGUGGCAAGGCUUUCAACCACUUUUCUUCCCUCACCUCCCAUUACAGGAUUCACACUGGAGAGAAACCCUAUGAGUGUAGCAUCUGUGGCAAGGCCUUCUACCACAGCUCAUCACUUACAUUCCAUUCCAGAAUCCACACGGGCGAAAGACCAUAUGAGUGCAACGACUGUGGGAAAACCUUUAAUCACAUUUCCUCUCUCAUUUCCCAUCACCGAAUUCACACAGGGGAGAAACCUUAUGAAUGCCAUCACUGUGGGAGGGCCUUCCGUCGCAGCACACAUCUCAGCCGACACCAGGUCGUGCACACUGGAAACAAACUGAAUGAGUGAGAGAGAUGGGGGAAAGCCCCUGGAUACUGAUGGUCAGAAAUCCAUCCUGGAGAGGGGCCUUGCAAGGCAAAACCUUAUGAAUGUAAUGAAUGUAAGCAAAAUUUCAGGGGGUACGCUUGAUUGAGAAUGAGAUUUCAACCAAAAUGCAAUCCCUAGAUGAAGCAUGCAUCCAUCCUAAUCAGGGGCCUUGGUUUUUCCAAACCUUUUCUUCUCUCAGUUCCCCUGCCCUCUCUGCCCUAGCCUUAGACUACCCAGACCCUGAGAAAAGAGCUGGAGAUCUGAAAGGCCCUCUUUCAACUUUGCUUUUGAAAAUUCUCAGGUCUUCAAGUCUUCUCCCUUCUGUCCAAGGGGCUUGCUAAAGCUACACCCUUGAUCCAUCCUUCCUGCCAAAUUUCACCAGGACCUGACCCUAACGGCACUCCCUGCUUUCAUGAACCUUUAAUGUCUUUUUCCAUAGUCUCGGCCCUUUUGGUCUGUGGUACUUCAAAAAUAAAGGAGUGAAAGAGUGGCCCUCCAGCCCUCCACCUACCAUUCCAUAGCAGACCUGUUCUCUCAUUGCUGAUACCCCCUACAUAUUCUGAACACUUUAAAAUCUUUGCUCCCAAGACCUGCGCUGAAUCUUCUGUAUCACAUUAAAAGCGCCUUCUUACUUGUGUGUCCCAAGGGUUCUUUCCCUGGUCUUCAGCUUUUAUCUCCUUUGGCUCUAAGAAAGAAGCCAUUCUCUUUUCCUCCAAGAUGCUCUCUCCUCCUCCUGCUUCACAGCAUCUUUCAUUUCUUGUGUCUCUUUUGCAGAUUCUUCCUUUUGCUGACCCUGUAGGACGGAUGCUUUCCCAGGUUUUGGAAUUUCAUUGAAUCCCAGAGCUUCUGUGUCUUCCGCGGGUACAUCAAGGCCAUUCGUGGCUUUUGUUUGAUUUCCUCUCACUGGUAUCACAAUUCAUGCUGUAUCAUGUUUGAAAAUUGUGUUAUUUCUGUUUUAAUUUUUUAAUUUAAUAAUUGCUGUUUUAACACUUUCGUUUCUAAAUACAUCCCUCCUCUACCUCCUGCUCAGGAGAGCCUUCUCUUGUAGCACACGCAGCCCCUAGACAGUGCAUGGCAUUGUUCCCACACUUUCUCUCUUCUUUCGGCCCAGCUCGGUCAUCCGGUCAUGUAGAACUCAGUGUUGAUUUCCGGGGAUGCCUUUUUCCCUUCUGUCUGUAUUUGUGUUGUCAUCACUGUGCUCCCUUUUGUUGCUGCUGUUGUAGUAUUCACUUUGUGUCAGAUUAUUUCAUCCUCUGGAUUCUGCACGUUUAUUGUUUUCAGUGCAGUGGUGUUUUUGGUUUGGCUGCUCCUCCAAUUAGUGGGGGUAUGUUUCCAGUUCUUUGCUACUACAAAAUGUUAAUGCACCUUUUGAUAUACAGGGGACUUUUUUUUUCCAUCUUUGACUUCCUUAGCCGUGGGAUCUCUGAGUCAAGGUGAUCGACGAUUCUAGUAACUUAUGCUAGGAAAGCUUAAUUCCACAUUGCUUUCUAGAAUGCUUUGACCGGUUAAUAGCCGCACUGACAGCGCAGUGGUUUGCCUUUCUUUCUGUGAUGCCUCCAACACUGCUUCCAAACAUUAGCACAUGUGGGCCUCUUUGUCAGUUUUCUAGAUGAGAAACUUCAAUGUUGGUUUGAUUUGCAUUCAUGAUUUGACACAGUCUUUCAUAGGAUCAUCAUCAAGUGGGGAAUGGCUCCUGGUUUCACGUUUUUUUAGUUCCCUGUGUAUUUUGGAUUUGUGCCCGACUCCUCAUGGCCCUGUUAGGGUUUUCUUGGCAGAGAUACUAGAGCAGUUUGGGUAUCAGACCCUUAUUAGAGAUGAUCAAUACAAGAAGCUUUCCCUUCUUAUUGCAGUCGCUUUGAUUUUGAAGUGCUCUAUUUACUCUCUUGUAGUGGGCCCUAUCUCUUGUUUGGCUAAAGAUUUACCUCCUUUGGUAGCCACAGCUGUGACAGGUACCUGAUCGGACUCUAUUCUGAUUUUUUUAUGGUAUGAUUUUUCAUAAUCAGGUUGUAGAUCCACUCUGAGUUUAUUUUGGUGUGUGGUGUAAGAUGUGGAUCUAAAGCUAAUUUCUACCAAACUGCUUUCUUACUUUGUGAGCAAUUCUUUUUCACACAGGGAGUUUUUCCCCCAAGUAAUUUGUUCUUGUUUAUUCAUAUUCCAGUUCUCAGGAAUCAAAUCGAAUGUGUUCGUGUCUGGUUCUUUCUUUUCUAAUCUUUUCUUGGAGCCAUUUUAAAUUCCUCUUUGUCCCUUACCUCUAGCAUCUAAUCUGUUACCAUGGCCUAUUGAUCUUCCCUUCAGUCUCUUUUCUGUCCCUCCCCUCCUCUCUCUGCCUGUAGCUACUGUGCUUUUCUUAACUUCACCUGCCUAUUUCAAGGUCUUCCCUUGUCCACUUUCUUCCCCCUCUAGUCCAUCUUCCAUCCAUUCAACAAGCAUUUAUUACCUACCUGCUGUGUUCCAGAUAGGGCUAAGCACUAAGGACAUGAGACCAAAGCAAAACAUGCCCAGUUCUUACCGCCAGUAAGUGAGUAUAAAAUAAAAUCCCUAUAGAGCCAAGUGUGGGCAGGGAGGCACCAGCACUUGGCCUCCUGCAGGUGGCGGCCUUGAAGCGAGCUGGGGAAUCCUGGUGUGGGGGAGGACACAGACCUGGGGAAGCCUUUGGGAGUCCAUGAGGGACAGAGAUAAUGUGCUACGCCUGGAAAGGUGGGCUGGAGGCAGUAAUUUAGGGUUUUUACGGGAGACAUUCUGGACACUGAGGUCUCUUGAACAGGGGCAACAUAGUCAAAAUUUUGGUUGAGGCAGAUGAGCUCUCUUUGUGGAGAGGACAGAGAUUCAGUGCAGAAAGAGCCUGGGGGGAGGCUGUGGCAGUGGUCUAGGGAGGUAGUGAGACCCACAUCACGUGGUGACCACAUGACUGAGGGGAUAUUGGGAGUGCAGGAGAGGGAAGAGCCGAGGAGGAGAAAUUGUGGGCCUGAAUGACUUCAAGGAGAUGGGAUUAAAACUACAGGGGAGGAGAUGCCUGAGAAUCCGUCCUAAUGCAGAAAGAAAAUGCUCUUUGUUUGAGAGGCUAACAUGAGACACAGAGAAUUCUCCAACCAGAAACGGUCAGAAGCAGCAAGGACAGGUGACAGAACAAAUAUCACCAAUGAAAGCAUCUAUAAAGCACCCCAUGGAUCCAGGACCUGUUCAAAUACAAAAACCAAAGCCGUCCCAGUUCACAAAGAGCUGCUGCCCUCAACACCCCGAUGAAUAUUUAGAAAAUAAAGCACAAAGUGCUAGCUAUACUUACUCUGGGAGGGAAGGCACUCCUUGCAGCUGGGGCACUCUGGGGUGUUUGAGCCGUUUCCUGAAGGAAGGGAGGGAGUCUGUAAGAGGGACAUGAAGACAAUGGAGAGUCUGAUCCAAUUAGCCUAGAGAGAGGUCGGGAAGGACUUUAAAAGAUGAAUAAAAGGCUUUGUCUUUGAACCUAGAGGCUGAAUAGGAGCAUGAUGGGUUGGGGCCUCUGGGAGGAGGGCCUGCAGGAGGGAGGUAUUUCAGGCAAGGAUUGCGGUAACCUAGGUGAGAAGAGGUGAGGGCUGAGGCCCUGGUGUGUGAGUGGGGAGAAUGGGCCUUCUGCAAGAGGGGUUGUGAGGAACUGAGGAUGGCUGGCUGAGGUUAUGAACCUGGCAGUCUGCACAAAUGGUGAUGCCUUCACAAGGAGGGGGGAAGUUUGGGACAGUAGCAAUAGAGGACACAGGACAGAGAGAGAGAGACUGUGCUUCGAUGUAUAGAGACGUCUCCUUGAGACAUCAUUCUGCCAGCGGCUAGUUUGGAUAGUUAGCACUUUCCUCUUUUUAGAGUGCCUCACUGAGUGAGCUUCACUAUAGCCCUAUGAAGUAGUUGGCUCCAUUUUACAGACAAGGAAACAGGCAGAUUUCAAGCCCUGGUGUUCCUGCCUGCAGGUCCAGCACUCUGCCACGAAGACCUGAGUUCCAGUCAGCCUCCCACACCUACUUCUUUGUGACCUAGAAUAAGUGGCUUAAAUCUGGCUGCCUCAGUUUCCUCAACUGUAAAUGGGAAAACAACAGCACCUUCUUCCUGGGUGGUUGUGAAUAUUAAAAUGAGAAAAUAUUUGUAAAGCGCUUUCCACAGUGCCAGGCACAGAGUAGGUGCUUAAUAAAUUUUUGUUUCCUGCCUGCCUGCCUGCCUGCCUUUGCUUGGUAUAGGAGUGUGAUGAGGCUCUGUCAGAUUUGUGUUGAGCGCUAAAGCUCGGGAAUGAGCUGAGCCUGCAGAGGGAAAUGAAGGACAACAGGAAGGGUCAUCUCAGAGGGAGAGGACCUGAGCUUGGGAAGGGCAAGGGGGGUGGGGAUGAGAGCUGAUAGCAGAGAUAAGGCAGGGCUGCUCAGUUCUCUGAUUUCUCUGCCAAAGGGAAUGGCCUUCUUCCUGAAAAUGACAAGAAAGUUGAAGGGAGUUGAUAACCACGAUGAGGAUGGGAUAAGAGCACCUUGUUGCCUUUGAAUUCAAAUGACUGACCCAGCUGAACCUUGGGUCCUGAAAGCACUGGCUGAUGUGAUUGUUGAAAAACCAGGGAGAAGAGAAGUGCCCCAAGAAGCCUUUCCCAGCCCUGUAAUGUGCCUCCCAUCUGCCCUGUAGGGAGAGGGUUAGCAUGUUGUCUCUGUUAGACUGGGAGUACCUUGAGGGCAGGGGAUGACUGAUGCUUGUUCACUGAUUGCCAGAGAUCACACCAAUGGCCUUCCUUGUGCCUAAUGGGCUCCAGUUGUCUCCAGAGCUUCCAUUUCUGGUUUCCAAAGCACUUUGUGCAAAUGCUCUCCUUGAAUCUUCUCCACUACCCAGUGAGGCAGGGCAGUCAUUAUUACCACAUUACAGACCAGAUGAGUCUAGAACUUCUAAGGGACUUGCUCAAGUUUUCGUGUGUGUCCAAGGCAGCCAUCUGAAGCCACCAGAUGGCUGCCAAGUCCCCCUUCUAGCCUUGUCUCAUACUUUCCUCCACAUAUUUCAGGAUGUUCCUUCUGUUUGAAAUAUCCUUUCUCUCUGUACUAGUGGAUGAGGCUAGACUCUGGUUUUGCCACCUCUUUUAAAUCUUCCUUAAUUCCCCUGCCCAUUAAUGACACACCAAAGUUAUCUCUCUGUUUACCCUUCUACUAACCCUCAUAUAAAAGACUAUGUUCUCAGUCCAUCUUAGGGUAUAUUUCUUUAGUCUUUUGACCUAAAUGACCCAUCUCAUACCUUACAUCUGGUAUUUUUGUAUUAAAGUUCUAUCUAAAUGAUCAAAGGAUAUAAACAAACAUUUUUCCAAAGAGUUGCAGAUUGUUAAUGUCCAUAUGAAAGAAUACCCCAAGCCACUAAUUAUAAGAGAAAUGCAAAUCAAAAUAGCCCUGAGGUGUGAGCUCACACCCAGCAAAUUGGCAAAGAUGACAAAAGAUGGGAACAGUUGUUGCUGGAGAGUUGGUGGAAAGAUGGGCACACUGAUGCCUUGGUGAAGUGGUGAAUCGGUACCAACAUUGUGGAUAGCAAUCUGGAAUCAUGCGGAGUGGCUAAAAUGACCAUACCCUUUGAGAUUUCACUGCUAGGCCUAUAACCUAAGGCAGUCAGUGGCAAACAGAAAGGGUCCACAAAUGCAAAAAUACUUGUAGCAGCACUUUUCGUGGUAGCAAAGAAUUUAAAACAAAGUAGGUACCCAUCCAUUGGGGAAUGGCUACACAAACUGGCACAUGAACAUAAUGGAAUCUUAUGUGCUUUAAGAAACACAUGUGAUAAGUACAGAGAACCCUGGGAACCUCUCCAUGAACUGACUCAAACCAAGAAAACAAUGGACAUAUUGGCUCCCACAUUAAGAUGGAGAGAACAACUGGAAAACCAUCCUGAUGGAAUGUUGUGAACUGGAAAGGACCCCAGCUGGCCCCAAAGAGCAGAGAUGAGAGGACAUCUCCCCGACUCCUCUGCAGAAGUCAGGUUGUGGCUCUGAACUGCCUAAGAUCUGAGACUUUCUGAUAUGUGACUGAGCAGAAUGUUUUCUUCAUCCUUUUAUUAUGAGAGGGGAGGAAUAGAGUG